AUGAGGAGCGUUCUAUUGUCAGCAUUAUGGAUGCUCAACUCGAAAGAAGUGUCCUUAUCAGUGGUUGAUGCCUUUACAACUCCUCCAUCCGUGUCGUCAUUUUCCACGGUCGCCACCACGACCACCAACAGCAUUGUUCUGGGAGUGUCGAGUCGUACCGACGAAGAAGAAGACACUGUUGUGACUACUAUUGAUAUUAAUAGUACUCCCAAUGGCAGCAGCAGCAGCAGCAGUGGCGUCAAGUCUCGAUUUUCCGAUUUACUUUCCGCCGUGGGAUUGGAUCAGGGCCAACUGCGGCACGUGCCCGAUUUGCCCGCCCUUCGACAAGUGACGCCCAAUGACGUCUUUUGCAACCGCGAACUCAAAAUGAGUGGCAUUCAAGCCAUUGGAUUCGAUAUGGAUUACACACUGGCACAGUACCAACAACCGGCAUUUGAUCAAUUGGCGUUUGAUGGGGCCAAGCAAAAACUGGUUGAAAAACUGGGAUACCCCGAGGAGGUACUCGAUUUUGAGUAUAAUCAUGAGCACUGGACACGAGGAUUAAUUAUUGACACGCAACGAGGCAAUUUUCUCAAGAUUGAUCGACACAAAUACGUACGGGUCGCCCAUCACGGAUUUGAUCGCAUCAGCAGUACCACGCGCAAACAUUUAUACAGUGGAGCAUUCAACAAGGUACCCUCCUUUUCCGAGAAGUCGUAUGUCAACAUGGACACGCUCUUUCAAUUCGUCGAUGCCCAUCUCUUUGCCAGUCUCAUUGAUAUGAAAGACAAGGGAGAACACGAAGUUUUGGAUUACAAGACUUAUGCCGAAAUGUACCGACAAGUCCGCGAGUGUGUGGACUUGUGUCAUCGUGAUGGAGUCAUCAAGGAUGAAGUCGCACGCAAUCCGGAAGAAUACAUUGUCCUCGAUAAGGGACUUAUUCCCAUGUUGCAACGAUACCGACAAGCCGGUGUCAAAGUAUUCAUCCUUACCAAUUCACUUUGGGAAUAUACUUCGACUGCCAUGAAUUACUUGUAUCAUGGGAAAAAGGUCGAUGACGAAACCUUGGCACGAAAUGAAUGGCUCGAGUUGUUUGAUCUGGCCAUUGUCGGUUCGUGCAAACCAGCCUACAUGUUGGACCCGUACCUCAAUCUAUUCCGUGUCAACCCAGCCGAUGGAACACUCCAAAACACGGACGGAUGCUUUGAAAUUGAAGCAUUGGGAGAAAAUGGGGCACAAAAAUUCCUGGCGCAGGGGAAAACAUUUCAGGGGGGAAAUUGGUUGCAUUUACAUUCCAUGCUCGAAAUCAAUGCUGGAGAAGAAAUUUUGUACGUGGGAGAUCAUCUCUAUGCCGAUGUGCUACGAUCCAAACGAACGCUGGGAUGGAGAUCCUGCUUUGUCAUGCCAGAAUUGGAAGAUGAAAUGCUACAAUUCAGUCAAUCCAAGCAACUCGCACACAACAUUACCGAAUUGAGACGACUCAUGGAAGAAUUGACCGUCUACAAGGAAGAUAUCCUCCGACGACAAAGUACACACACAACGACAACGACAACGACAACUGACAUCCUCAAUGGUGAAGACACUGUCAUUGCCGAACUGGAUCAAGAUUUGAUGGUCAUCAAGAGUACCCUCAAAGCCAUGACCAAUUCCUGGCAUCGGUCAUUUCAUCCCGUAUGGGGUGCCAUGUUCAAUGCGGGAUACACCGACUCGAGAUUUGCCUUUUACGUCAACAACUACGCCUGCCUCUACACGUCCCGGGCCACCAAUUUGGGUCUUGCGUCCACAUCGAGGUCCUUUCGCACGAGUUUGGAAAUUUUGCCACACGAUCGACUUUUGACCGAUGCGCAGUAUGUGCAAGACCAGGAACCGUGGGAGGACGUGUAG
Molecule: messenger RNA, 1863 nt
Organism: Seminavis robusta
Lineage: Eukaryota; Bacillariophyta; Bacillariophyceae; Naviculales; Naviculaceae
Source: the annotation of a GenBank genome assembly